Scomber japonicus (chub mackerel) is the source of this 1945-nucleotide messenger RNA. Its product is annotated as UPF0524 protein C3orf70 homolog B. Lineage: Eukaryota; Metazoa; Chordata; Actinopteri; Scombriformes; Scombridae. The coding region runs from base 274 to 1143 and encodes 289 amino acids. The transcript is spliced from 2 exons. The record is from RefSeq and is a predicted model, not a curated record.
GGGAGAGGAUGGAGAGAUGCGUGGAUCACGAUCACGGGAGGCUUUGAAUAUGACAUUACACCUUGCUUAAUUGAUACUCUCCUACUUUUACAGGAUAUUCUGCUACAAUAUAUAGGAGCUGCUUUGAGUUCAGCACCGUCGUACGCGUCUGUCUCCCAGUUGAACAGCUUCUUGGGCUUCGUGGACCGUAAACCUCGCCUCGGUCCUUCGCUGUCAUAUUAUAGUUUUACACGGACGAAUUUUAUUUAUUUAUUGAAUCCAGGAAAUGUUGGAAUGGCCGCCUCAGGAGCACAUAGGUGUCCGAAGAGUGAGAAGUUGGACGAGGCACAGGCUUUGGCCAAGAGCUGCGCGGGGAGACCAGACUUCCUGCCUUGUGAUGGACUCUCCAUCUGCGCUACGCACAGCCAUGGGAAGUGCUUUAAGCUGCACUGGUGCUGCCACUUGGGCUGGUGUCACUGCAAGUACGUGUACCAACCCAUGACUAAUGUGUGCCACCUGCCUAGCACAGCCGUGCCGCCUGUCGGGUCAGAGUACAGUAACACCAUUGACCUGUCUGUCUCUCUGGCUGAGCGCUUCCUCAAGCUCGCCCCCUGUUUUAAGUCCCCGCCUCACCUGGAGUCGCCCAAAUACUGCGUCAUCGCAGACCUGUUUGUGGACGACUACAUCGUCAAACGCAUCAACGGAAAGAUGUGCUAUGUGCAGCGUCCCCUUCCUGCAUUGCCCGAACCACCUCAUGCACCCACCCCUCCCCCAUCUGCUCCCACUACACCUCAGAUGCCCCAGAAUCCCCCUCAGCCUCGGCAAACAGUCAAGCCCACACCACCAAACCAACACACACCUGCGCCACCACCAGUCCAGCAGGUGUACAUUGAGCACAAACACCCAUCUCCUGUGGACAAGAUAAAGGGCACCAAAAUGGACCACUGCUCCUCUCCGUCCAGCUCCGAGGACUCCGGCAUCAACGCGCUGGGUCUGCACUACCUGGAAUCCUGUGAGGAGGAGAGCGAGGAGGAGGAGGAGGACGAGUUGAGCACAGAUGGAAACUCUAGCCCCGGCAGCCUCUGGGACCAGGACGACUGUUCUCUGCUCUCCCCAUCCAAGUCAAUGAUAGAAAUCAUCGAAAAGAUUGAAACAACUGUGUAGCUGACAUGGUGUUGUCAUUGACAGUGACUAUGUGGGCGUGUGAUACACGGAGCAACAUCAUAUUUUUGAGAACAACCCUCCAAGAUGUAUUUUAGAUGGACCAAUACAAAACAAACCCCCUUCAAACACUUCGGCAGGGCUUUGUCGGGUUGUCGAAUUUGUUUUCCUGCAGGUGACCAAGGACUGUACACCUGCACUCACACACAGCCUUUCCUCUGUUCACAUCCCCUGCAUGCAGUGAAUUUCUGCAACUUUUUACAACAAAGGAGAAAAGGAGGAAGCACAAGAAUAUCAAGCACAUGCACAAUGGACCAAAUGAUACAUGCUAAAUAUAUCAUGAAGAAUUUAAAAUACUCAAUCAAUAGUAGGUGCACUUCUGCAGGAGGAAGGUGAGAGAAAACAUGAGACAUUUUGUGUGAGGUGUGGUUUAUAUUACUGGAGCUAAAUAACAUGUGAACAAAGGUGAUAUAAGUAGGUUUCCUGAUGAUAAUAAGCAGUUAGAUAUUUCUCAGUGUUCUCCAGUUGUCGAUCUGGCAGCAAGACUUUACUCUAAUUCGACAUUCAAGUGGCAGAUAAGCACGCCAUUUCUUGUUCUCUGGUCAGUGGCUCCACCCACACAUAUAACUAAUUCUGACAUUUCAGUAUAAUAACUACGAGGCCAGCUACCUCUCAUGGCUCUAAAGCACAGCAACCUUUAAACCUGUUAAUUACUCAGCUCUGAGCUGUUGAACACAUGCAUUUAUCACGUUAAAAAGAUGUUUGGCUGUACUUGUCUGCACUUUAUUGACACUGACACAAAGGG